AUGGAUGGAAUAUCCUCGGCUGCGAGCGUUAUCGCGGUUAUUCAACUGACAGGAAGCCUCGACCUGCAGAAAUUUCUUAUGGGUAACGACGGAAAGACCCUAUCUACCUCCUUACGACUAGCAAAUACUAUUACCAAUUGCCUCUCCGACCUCCAGGGUUUAGAAAUAAAACUUGAUCCAGGAAAGGGAAAGAAGCUGAUAAGAAAGGGUUUGAGUCAUUCUCCAAUCGGAACGAAGCCCAAUGUCUCUAAGGCACUAGAACCGAGCUCCUUCAGAAGAUCACAGACUAGGCUUUAUCACUAUCUUAUAAAAAAUGCAUUUUCUGUAAGGUCGCUUAAGGACACCAACUAUUUAGGCGCCAGCUUCUUCUUCAAGAGGGGUGAAGGGGACCGAGGUAACACAAGGAAGUUUUUUCCGACAUUAAUAAGGCAAUUAAUUUUCAGGAUCCCUAGGCUAAGAGCUAGCGUACAAAAGGCAUUCGAUAAGGACCCUAAAAUUGCGAUAAAAUCGCUUAAGGAGGUGAAAGCAAUUCACCUUCGUAUCUUCUUAACCAAUAGGCCUGAACUCCUAAUCAACCUUGGCUUUUUAGAGAUUGCAAAUCAUAAAUAUCAGGACCUAGCUCUUUAUAAGAUACCAGAAGAAGAAACAGAGCACGAUAUAUUUUUAUUCCUAUAG
Molecule: messenger RNA, 675 nt
Organism: Penicillium psychrosexuale
Lineage: Eukaryota; Fungi; Ascomycota; Eurotiomycetes; Eurotiales; Aspergillaceae
Exons: 5
Coding region: 1-675 (224 amino acids)
Source: RefSeq, a predicted model, not a curated record